UAUCAGCAGAACAUCAGUUAUUCCAGCGGUGUUGUAACACCUUCCUCAUGGCAGUUGUUUCUAAUCUGUGCUUCGGAGGAGACACGGCUCCUGAGGAUGCUGUCAUUGAAAGGAUCCUGACUUACAUCACAAGGAAGACAUCAUCACAAGGACUCAGUGCCUCAGAAAGACUACAGACAAAGCAGAUGACAGUGUUUGAUGAUCUGGUUGAUCCCACUCCAGUGGUGAGAUCGUUUCUGCUGAAGCUGCUCAUACACAAGAGUGAUGACCAUGUUCAGCAACAUCUUGAAGGCUUCCUCGAACAAGCUGAAAAACUUCGGUACCAACAGACUUUGAACUCUGGCAUCCUGCAGUUUAUUGUUAUGGUCACUCAGUGCCUUGAGGAUCAGCUUCAUGAAACUGCAGCUAUGAAAGAUUUUGACAAUGAGAUGAAGAUGGCAACUAAAUCUCUCAGUAUUGCAUAUCAGUACAUCGAGAGUGCAAAUAUUGAUAUGGUCAAAUUACGGAACAUUGCAAAUGCAAGAUUUGGUUUGAUGACAGUAGCCAAGUAUCUUCACAUGCUUGUAAUUGAAGAAUCAAUUAUGAAAUCAUCAGUAUUCACAAAAAUGCUCUCACAAGCCAGGGACUUGAUUGAAAUAGAAAACUUUGAUUGGCCAAAGAAGUUUCUCCUCAAGCAACUGUGCAGGGAAUUUGGAACAGACAGCUACCACAGAAUUUGUCAGUCGGGUAAAACACCAUGGCUCUCUAUAGAGGAGCCAACUGAAAAGGUGAAGGAAUGUCCAGAUAGAUAUGUGGUUUGUUCUUUACACUAUCAGAAGAUUCGCGACAUGGUGGCUAAAACACUUCUUGGGGAAGAUGUGACUCACCUGGAAUCCAUCAUGACUGAAAUGGCUAGUCCAUUGAAUCAGAUGCAUCUGAUCCUAGCCAUCCACCAUGAAGUCACUUUGAAAUAUGUUCAACCUGAUGUCCAACAAGACCAAGCCUUGGCCAAAGCUGUGGAAAAUCUUGACAUAUUUGCAGACAGUACAGAAAGUAUAAGCAAUAUUGAUCUGCACAAGCUGCUACAGAAUCGCUUUGGACAACGAACUCAUCUGCUGAACUUCCAGCCAGGACAAAGUCUGAGAGAUCAGAGCAUCCUCUGCAUGCUGUUUCACUUUUCUCUUGUUCUGAGAAACUGCCAGAAAAAGAAGAAUUUCUUACAUCCACUGAUCACCAUGGCUACAAAUCCAGCUCUUUUCACUGAUACACUAUUGCCAACAAUGCCACAAGAUGACGUCGAAAAGAUGAAGCAGGUUAUUUUGGAAAAUAUUGAAAAGGACCAUCAAUGGAAAAAUGUGGUGGUGUAUCGCUGUCCCAAUGGUCAUCCAUACUUUAUUAUUGACUGUGGUCGGCCAACUACAGAUGGCAGAUGCCUUGAUUGUGGUUUAAGAGUAGGAGGAGUUGGCAACAAACUAGCUGAUGGAAAUGUUGAAGAUCCUGGAAUUGAUCAAACAAAGACUGGUCAUAUUUUGGGAGAUGCCAACCAGAGACCAAACAUCUCAACAUCAGAACGUAAACUGAGUGGUCAAGCUUGUACCUUACUCAGACUGCUUACUCAUGCAGCUCUACUCCUUGGCUGUGAUGUCAACUCACGGGCUGUUUCAUCAAUGGUGCAACCAGUUGUACAAGAUGUGUCUCAGUUUUUUUGGAACCAUAUUCAGAAAGAUAUAGAUCAACUUCAUAGAUGUGUGGGGAAAAGUGUGGAUGACGUUUUUCUGAUAAUUCAUUUCAUUUUUCACCAAAUAUCUGACGGAACUCGAGGAGUUGAUACUCCACAGAAUCCAGUGACUCUGUCAACAAAAGAAGAAAGAGAAAACUGGGAAGUAGAAUUUACUAGCACAUUUAUUUCUCCAGUCUUACAGGAUCUAGACAACUUGCUGCAAAUGCUGAAUGACAAAAUUAUUAAAGACGAUAGAUUUGGGCAAGACAAACUGCUGAACAUCCUCUAUGAAGUUGACACAACACAUGGUCAGUCGAUAGAAAAUCUUCACAACAUUCCUGAUGUCUGGCGUUACCGUUCACGCAUCACCCUGGAUCAUUUUCUGAGAGAAUUCCAGCUUCAGAUGGAAAAUGCCAAGAAAAAAAAUUGCAAUCUGGUCUUGAGAUUGUUUCAGUCAGAGAACUAUUACCUUCAGGCCAUGCAGUACAUACCAAGUAUUCUGACUCUGCAGCACCACUUGAUGUUGAGAUAUCGACGUAGACUCGACAGAUCUGAGGCUUACAAAAUUACCAUUAAAGACAUCAUCAAAACUGAAAGUCACAGUGUCAACAUGCAAGAACUUUUUGAUGACUUUGCUGCAGCUUGGGAAUGUGUCAAAGAAAAACUUUUGGAUUAUGGAUGUUGGAGUCUGCAUGGUGGACUAGUCAGACUUCCACAGGAAUUCAGGAAUGUGAAGAUAACACCUGACUCUCAGCUUGCCAUCCUGUUACCAUCGACGACUGGUCCAGGACUCUGUUCUUACAUUCUCUUGGAGUUCCUUCUCAGAAAACACAAUGAGUUUCUAGAUCGCUACUGUGCAGUUACCCAACAAAGUGGUGUACCUGAGGUUCCAGUAAAAGACCUGAAGGCAAAUCAUCUCGUUUGUUACCAUCCAGACAAAGACCUGUUGCCAUUGGUGCUCGCCAACUGCAACUAUUCUUUUAAGCUUGGUGAGGGAACUAAAGUGGAGUAUGACUUUGAUGGUUUUGAACACCAGCUUAAAGAAAGGUUGUUGCAAGCUAAAUCAAAAGUGCACCAGCAGAGUGGAAUUAUUCCUCUGGAAACCAUGUUGUACCGUGCAGACACAGCCAGUGCUCUUGUGUUUGAAACACUACGCAACAAAGUGAAACAGGAAGCCCUGAGUCCAACUGUUCGGCUUCAGGUCAGUGCAGAACUUCGCGCCAGUCUUCCAGAUAUCUGUGAUUCGAUAGACAACCUUGACAUUGCUGUGUGUUUCCUCAAGUCUCUUGGAGAUGAUGGGUCACAGUCUCUACAGCAGUUUAUGACUGACGUGCUUAAAAUGAAGCAAACUAUUGCAAGUCAGAAGGCUCGACAAAUGUGCAGAUUUAAGCAUGUUCAGAGUCUGUGGCUUCUUCUGAAUUUGGAAAAAUCUCAAGUUCUUGCAACACAUAACCAGGAUGCUUUUGACAACUUGGGUCCAGAUAUGAGGAAGAAGCUGUCUGAUGCCCAGACAAACAGUCUAGUUCGGUUCUGCCGACAUCAAAUACUGAACAAGCUGGAAUUUGUCCUCCAGGAAAUCUUUGAUUGCAUUCUGCUGAGGAUUGCACAGCCACAAGCUCAUUACGAUGAAGAUACUAGAGACCAGAAAGAUAUGAGUUUACGGGACAUAAUGCUUGGUAACAUUGACAGUCCUCUAUAUGAUUUGGAUUCUGUUGAGAAAUCUGUUAUGGAAGACAUCACAGACUUCCCAGAUGACAUCAAAGGCAGUCAAGCAACAGAGGCUUGGCUCACAGUUUAUAAAGAAAUAGAGGACAUGAGAAGACAAACUCUAUAGAGAAUUUUCACACUUGUGUUUUAUUAACUUAGAAGACCAAUGCUUGGAAUAUAUCCUGUGAAGUAAUGUGUAUCCUGUGAAAUAGUGUGUAAUCUUGUGAUAAAAUGUGCAUCCUGUGAACUAUUUGUAUUCUGCAUCCUGUGAAAUAUUUGUAUGACAUGUUUUACAUUGUAUAUAAAAUAAUAUGUGUAUCCUAUAAAAUAUUAUAUAUUUUCUGUGAAAUAUGUGCAUUUCCUGUUGUAGAUAUUAGUACAUCACAACAACUGUGAUAACAAUUGAUGAUGAAACUGGAAUAAUAGAUAGUUUAUAACCACAGUAAUUGUGCAGUUAACAGAGUAAAUAUAUUAGUAAAAAAAUUAUGAUUUUGGAGUAGUACAGAUCAGUGUGAUAGU
Molecule: messenger RNA, 3925 nt
Organism: Gigantopelta aegis
Lineage: Eukaryota; Metazoa; Mollusca; Gastropoda; Neomphalida; Peltospiridae
Product: E3 ubiquitin-protein ligase RNF213-like
Exons: 25
Coding region: 48-3533 (1161 amino acids)
Molecular function (GO): ATP hydrolysis activity; ubiquitin-protein transferase activity
Source: RefSeq, a predicted model, not a curated record